Messenger RNA from Parnassius mnemosyne (clouded apollo), 876 nucleotides. NCBI's taxonomy places the organism in Eukaryota, Metazoa, Arthropoda, Insecta, Lepidoptera, Papilionidae. The record is from the annotation of a GenBank genome assembly.
AUGGAAAGUUGGCUCAAAACGGGGCGCCUCACAAGUGGCAAAAGGAUUUCGGAUUCUUCAUUAAAUUCAGAGCCACCAGCAGUGUGUAUUGAAAAUAUUUCAGAAAAUGUUCCUGGAUCGUCGGGUUUGCUAAAUACACAAGACCCUAGUGCCGGACUGAAUAUACAACAUACAAUCACCAAAAGAGUUGCAACCCAGGAGAAAACUUCUUCAAAAAAGAGAAGAUACGACGAAUCCUACUUGUCCUUUGGAUUUGUUCCUGUGGGAAUGACUGAGAACUCGGAUGGACAAUGUGUGAUUUGCAACAAAAUAAUAAGUAAUAGCUCACUGGUACCUGCAAAGCUUAAACGACAUCUUGACACGAACCACCCAGAACUGAAAGAUAAAAGCGUCAGCUUUUUUGAAAGACACAAAGAAGUGCGUAGAACUGGUGCAGCUGCUAUACAAAAAUUUGUAAAGACCGAUAAUGAAAAUGCAACAGAGGCAUCAUUUCUGCUAAGUUACAAAAUCGCUCCUGCUGGUAAACCACACACGAUUGCAGAGGAUUUAAUAAAACCAUGUAUGACAGAAAUUGUCACUUGUGUACUUGGAGAAGAAGCAGCAAAGAAAGUGUCAGCAGUGCAGUGUUCAAAUAACGUCAUUUCUGAUCGAAUUCAUAAGAUUUCUGACCAUAUUCAAGAUGAAUUAAUUAGUAGAUUGAAGACCAGCGAGAUGUUUGCAAUGCAACUGGACGAAAGUACAGAUGUCGUCGGGUUAUCAAUACUGCUUGUUUUUGUGAGAUAUCCCUUUGGAGGAUCUAUUGAAGAGGAUUUGUUUCUUUGUACUCCUUUAGAAACCAACACAACCGGAGAAGAAAUUUUUAAAGUUAUCGACUAA